Poecilia reticulata (guppy) is the source of this 2407-nucleotide messenger RNA. Its product is annotated as P2Y purinoceptor 1-like. Gene Ontology annotation, cellular component: membrane. Gene Ontology annotation, biological process: G protein-coupled receptor signaling pathway. Gene Ontology annotation, molecular function: neuropeptide receptor activity. The record is from RefSeq and is a predicted model, not a curated record. Lineage: Eukaryota; Metazoa; Chordata; Actinopteri; Cyprinodontiformes; Poeciliidae.
CUGAGGGAGGCGGAGUCUUGCUGCUACGCCGUCACAAAUCAAACAUGUAUAUAUGGGCGUAUAUAUGGACGCCUAUGGACGUAUAUACGUCGAUAUUCGAUGAUGAAAAAUCAAUACCUUCCGAGGGGGGAAAAUAUCGAUACAUAUCAUAGAAUCGAUUUAAUUAUACAGCCUUAAUGGCAACUAUUCUUGUGAUCUACUAUAGUGUGAUCUACUAUAAUGUGAUCAGCUAUCUGCUUCUAUCACAUAGCAGAUAGCUGAUCACACCUAUUUGUUUGAACAGAUAUGUUGUGAAUAACGGCACACGAAAACUUUGAGGCGGUUUAUCUCAAUCCAGGCGUUUUGUGAGCUGCAUCAUCAGUCUCCAUAACCUUGACUACAUUUUAUUAAAUUUUUGAUUCUCUUUGUGAAAUGUUGUCAAUUUCACUCCAGAAAUGCAUUAGGUUAACUAUGUGAGUUCUUGGGUAUUCCUUUUGGUUUAUUUAUCAGCUGUAUCUAACAUGAAUGUUUACAAAAAGGCUUCUAGGUUAUUAUGUAAAAAGAUAUCAUCUAAAUUUCUUGACAGGCAGAGUCCUGCGGAAAGGGUCUUGUGGUCGUUUUUAUUUGAACUGAUAAAUUUAGCUACAGCUGAACUUGAGCUCAAAGAGGAAGUUAUUUAAGUUGCUUUCGUCGACUCCACCUUCAUUUUGUGAGCAGAGCCUUAGAGGAGAAGGGCUGAACUGACUUGUUUCUGGAAGACAAAAUGAAUAAAACUCACUGUCCUCAACCGGAUAAGAAAUUAUUCGAACAUACAAUCCUGCCUACUCUUUACAUCUUGGUAUUUGUUGUUGGAUUGGUCCUGAAUGUAUGGGGAAUGAAGUCUUUGCUGCAUAACUGGAAGAAACUUUGGAGUAUUAACAUUCUUGUUCUUAACCUUGGACUAGCAGACAUUUUGUAUCUGCUGACUCACCCCUUUCUCAUCGUGUACUACCUUAAAGGAAACAAAUGGAUCUUUGGAGACGGAUUCUGCAAGGUAACAAGAUUCUGUUUCAACCUGAAUUUAUACGGCAGCAUCGGGUUCCUCACCUGUAUAAGUGUGUACCGGUACCUGGCUGUUGUCCAUCCAACGAGAGUGAUGGGGAGAUUAACUACGACUCACUCUGUGAUCAUCUCUGCAAUUAUUUGGAUUCUGGUGAGUGCUCAAAGUCUUCCAGACAUGUUCUAUCCAAAAACGUAUCCAAACGGAUCCAAAUGCUUUGACAGCACCUCUUAUGAACAUAUUGAGAGUUACCUGGAUUACASCAUCGCAUGGACAUUCUUUGGAUUCUGCAUCCCUUUUGUCACUAUUGUAGGCUGCUAUGGACAUGUGACUUUUGUUAUCUGCCGCUCAAAUAUGAUGAAAAAAGACCAGAAACRACAAAUCUUAAAACUGAUGGCUCUACUGAUUCUUCUCUUCUUGCUUUGUUAUGCACCCUACCAUAUUUUGAAGAACCUCAGCCUGUAUUCCAGACUUCUGCGCAAGCAGGGAGCAUGCCCCAAAUGGGAUUCUGGAGUCUUUAUUGCCCGUCAAGCAAGCCGUGGUCUUGUGAGCCUGCACAAUGCUCUUAACCCGCUGGUUUACNUGUGUCUAUAUGAGGAAAUGGUUUCUCAGUUCAAGCAGCUGCUGCAGGGAGGUCACCAGGUUUUCAGUBGUCGUUUCAAGUCGAAAUCCAGCUCUGUGCCUGUACCACAGACUGAGAAAGAAGCUGAAAGUGAUUUAUGACAGCAGGUAGCGUUUUGUCAUGAGUAAAAUUGUAACAAAUAAUGUGAUGCUGUCGAGGUAACUUGAGAUCAUCCCAUUUCCCCGUGCUAGACAUUUUGGUUUAACGGUAACAAUAGAUGAAAUUACCUGUAAAAUUAAUCAUACAAAGUAACACCUAGACCUAACCGUAGAAUCGAACUUCAGUAAGAUCAAUAUGAUUGUGCUUUUCUGUUUUGUUUCAUGCAAAUUUUACUUUAAUUCUUUUUCUUUUUGUAUUUAAUCAUAAAAAUUCAUAAUAAUAGGCAGAGAGAGAGAGAGAGAGUUCUAUCAAGCCAUAAAAAGGAACAACAGACUUCCUGAAAAAUAGGAAGUACAUUUACAGCCUGCAGAAAGUUUUAAAGAAUGAAUUCUAAACACUUUGAAGUGAUUGAAUAAGACCCAAUACAAAAUACUUGUAUUGAUGUUGUUUUGAUGCUGAAUUGGAAAAUCUAAAGUUGUUAUGGAUGUGAUUUUGACAAUGAACUUGAAAUGAUGUAAAAUAUGUAACUUCAAUCAAAGAUCACUGAUGUGUGUUGGAGGUAGAUACUAUGUAAAAGGUUAGGAAAAGGAGAAUCAGUAAUAAUCAUGUUUAAUGUGUUUGUGAAUCAGAAAUGACCUGUAACCCCAGUAAAGUUGAUCAGAGUUUAA